UCUGUCUGCAGGUCUGCCAGAUCUGCUGCGGGGUGUCCCCCAAUGGAAGCAGUGCAAGGAGGAGAGAAUUACUUCACCUAAGUGCAGGAGGCAAAAGAGUUUGACCAGAAACUACAAGACCUAGCAGAGCACAGUGACCCUGAUAUCUCCCCUAGCCUAUAAUACCAGCUGUGGGUACUUCUCUCAGUGGAGAUCUUCCCAGUGCAGUCGGACCAAAUCUUUUGGAAACAUUCUAUAUCUCAAAUGCCCUGUGGAGUACACACUUAAUCAGGUGAUGGCUUGGAAUUUUCCAGUAUCAGCUAAGAAGGGCCUGCUUUAAGGCUGGUCACUUCUGCAAGAAAGGAAAGAAGGUGUCUCUGGUCCCUGGAGGUUGUCCUGCUUUAAGACUGGUCAUUUCUGCAGGAAAGGAAAGAAGGCAUCGAGGAGACUGUCUCUGGUCUCUAGAGUUGUCCUGCUUUAAGACUGGUCAUUUCUGAAAGAAAGGAAAGAAGGCACUGAGGAGACUGUCUCUGGUCUCUGGAGUUGGCUUCCUUGCAGUGAGCUGUUGUUCUUAACACCACUUGAACACAGGAAAGAGGGAGAAUCGCAGCACAUCGGUGAAGAUCACCUGUGGUGGCUGCUUGCUGGUGCUGGGCUUGCUGCUGACCUGUGCAAUCAACAGGUCUGAGGCCACUUAGGAGCUCUCCAGUUUCCUCCAGCUUGGUGUCACCUCUUCUGCACUGUAUCUGUGUUACUGACUGGGACUGCUUGGGUAGGAGUCUCACUGGUGCUGGAUUGUCACUCCAGUCUCAUUCCUCUUAGUCUUGUAGCCUGAUUUACCAAAGAGUGUUGUGAAGACCAAUCCUGUAACAGGCCUAGAGAAGGCUUACUGUUGUUAAGGGGUAUACAUUGGAGAUUUCUCUAACUUACACUAUGACUGGGACAGAGAUUGAGGCUGGUGCUAAGGCAAAGGCUGAAAAUAAGCCCAGGGAUGAGAAUGCAAAUGUUGCAGAAGUAGAGAAUGAAGUCCCUUUGGUGGUCAGACCCAAGGUUAGGACACAAGUAAUGACUGGAGCAAGGCCCAAAGUGAAGCCUAAGGCUACACCUGGAGCAAGACCUAAAAAUGAAACUAGCUCAGCAGGUGGGGCAUAUGGUAAAUGUAAGCCCAAGCCAAUGCCUGUUUCACGAUCGAAGAAUGAUGGUCAAGCCUGGGCCCCGAGUAAGUCUCGGCCAGAAUCCAUGUCAAAGAUGGGAAAGCAGUGUCAGAUCAGUGCUGCAGAGUCUUCACUGGUCAGUCCCAAUUCUGGGGUGAUUGCUCAAGCCAAGUGCCCGUCUGUAGAUAGAGAACUUGUUACUAUGGACACUGAGAGUUUCCCCAAAAAGGCAAAUUCUCCAGCAAGAUUCCAGCCUUCAUUUGGUUCAGAGGAGGGUACCAAUAUGGGGUCCUGGUACCGUCCCAGGCCUAUCCCCAAAGGAGAGGUAUAUGAGAAUUCUGAUUUCAAAUGGGCAGAUAAGCCCUCAGGAAGUUCCUCCUUCUGGAAUAGAGAUGAAAGCAGUACAAGGUUUCGUCCUAGGAAAAGCAUGAAGGCCAAUACCAGGUUUAGGCACAUGGCCAAACAGGAGGCAAAUGCUAUGCCCAGGCCCAAAAACAAACAAGAGUUCUAUAAUAUUUCUAGUUCUGAUUCUGAGGAUGAGUCUGUUAAGCCUCCCUGGUUCUGGGCCAAAGAAAAGACCAAAGUCUGGUCUAGGCCCAAAGAAGAGCCCAGUAAUAGGUCCUGGUUUAGGUCUAAGAAAGAAGUCCGUGUUGAAUCCACCUCUGGGUCAGAAUGCGAAAAUCAUGCAAAAACUUUGUUUUGGUCUGGAGAAGAGGCCAAAUUGAGGCCCAAACCCAGAGCCAGGAAAGGGGUCACUAUGAGGGCCAGGCACCAGGCCAAGCGAGAAGCUUAUAGUGACAUCAUGUCUGGAUCUGUAGAUACAAAUAAGAAAGAGCCCUGGCUCUUGCCUGAAGAUAAGGCUAGUGCAUUUUCAAAGCCUAAGACAAAGAAAGAGCCCAGAACCAGAGCAAUGCCAAAGGAAGAAGUCAAAGCUAAGGCCAGAGCAAGUACCAAACAAGAAGCCAGGCCAGAAGAGGAAGUCCUCAUUGGACCUUGGUUCUGGGAUACCCAGGAGUCCACUAUGGUGGAUAGGGUAGGCAUUAAGUCCAGCCUACAUGUAGAGGAAGAGCCCAUUGUUGGAGAUUGGUUCUGGAGUGAAGAAGAAGCUGGUGUGGACUCUGAGACCUGUCAUAAAUCCAGACCAAGGGCUAAGGAGCAGCAAGUUAGUUUCUCUUUAGGGUCUGGGAAGAAGACCAGUAUGGAAAAUGGGCCCAAGACUCCCUCUAAAUCUAUGCCAGUAGCUAAGGAGGAUGAGCUCAGUGUUGGGUCCUGGUUCUGGCCUGAUGAUGAAGAUGUGAGCUUACAAGCUGAUGAUGAGUCCAUUUUUGGAUCUUGGUUCUGGGGCACUGGUGAGAAGAGUUUGAGAUCUGUUGCAGUCGGUUGUGAGAAGAUGCCAAAGCCUGAGGAAAAAGAAGUAACCGAUUCCUGGUUCUGGUCUGGAGAGGUCAAUGCAGAGGCUGAAGAACAGGCCAGGUCAGCAUCUACAAAAGGGACAAUCUUUGUGCCUUGGUUUUGGUCUGAAAAGCAGGCACAUGUGGAUUUAGGAACUGAACCUUGCUAUGACAUCAUGGCAGGAGCUGAGGAGGAACCCAUAAUUGGGCCCUGGUUCUGGGCUAAAGUAGAUAAUAGUGUGGAGGCUGAAGUUAACAGUAAGUCUAGCCUGGAGGAUGAGGACGAGCCCAUUAUCUCGCCUUGGUUUGGGGCCAGAGAACAACCCAAUAUGAAGUAUUCAGCUGGUGCGAGAUGCAAGCCUAUGGCAGAAGCUGAGGGUACUAAUAAAAGGUCUGACUUCUGGGGAAAAGAACCCUGUCUGUAUCCUACCAAUCGAGAAAGCUUGAAAUCUACUCUGGGAGAGAAAGAGGACACUGUUGAUUCAUGGCUCUGGUCCAGUAAUUAUCCAAGGACAGCGGCCAUGGUAGGGUCCUCCUGGUUAUGGGCUCCAGAAGAGGGAAAUAUAGAUGAUGAGACUGGAGAAGAGAUCAAACUACCAACUUUGGAGGACAAUGUAUUCAAUUCUUGGUUCUGGAAGGAAGAUGAAGAAACCAUUGUAGAGGCUACCAACAGAGCAGAGCCCAAGCCAGAAGCUGAUGAGGGAGAUGCUAUUGGAUCUUGGUUUUGGGCUGAGAAUGAAGACAGGUUUCAGCCAGCCACUGAGAUUAACGACAAAAACAAGGUAGCAUCUGAAGAGGACGAUACAGUUGGAUCCUGGUUCUGGGGCAAGGAAGAGGCCAGUCUAAAGGCGAUGAGAAGGAGCACUUUUGACUCCACUUCCGGAAUUAAGGAGAAGAAAGUUACUGGGUCAUGGUUCUGGGCUGAAAAGGCCAAAAUAGGGCCUGGAUCCCAAACAAUCGAAACUGGGUCGGAAACUGAAGAGGAGGCAAUUUUUGAGUCCUUGAUCUGGGCUGCAAAAAAGGACAAUAUAAAAGCAGGAGUAAAGCGUGUGUCCAAGCCAGAGGUUGAGGGUGAAAUGAUUGUUGAGUCCUGGUUCUGGUCUAGUGACAAGGCCACUGAAGAAUCUGAAACUGUGAUUACUAGUGAGGCCAGUCCAGGAAAGGAGAAAGGGUCAGUUGUUGAGUUUGGAGCAAGAGCAAAAGAUGAGGUGAUUAAUAAGACGGGCACUGGAGAUGAUUGUAAAUCUAGUCCAGAAGCUGAAACCAUAGUGGGAUCCUGGUUCUGGGAAGGAGAUGAAACUAGUUUUGAAUCCAACCCUGUCCCUGUGUGCAAAGCCACCUCUGAGCCUAACUCUUCAAGUGAGCAGGAACCUGACCCUUCCCGCAGACCUCAGAGCUGGGAUGAGGUCACUGUCCAGUUUAAGCCUGGUCCAUGGGGAAAGGCUGGCUUCCCAUCCAUAAGCCCCUUAAGAUUUCCAAAAGAAGCAGCUUCUCUGUUUGCUGAAAUGUUUGGGGGGAAACCCAAGCUUGUGGAAGUUGGUCCAGAAGGAGAGCAGGAAUCUUCAUGUCAGUCUGGACCCGAGUUCCCAUUUCAGUAUGAUCCCUCUUACCGGUCAGUUCAGGAAAUCCGAGCGCAUCUUAAGGCCAGGGAAAGUGCACAGCCUGAGAGUUGGUCUUGCAGCUGCAUCCAAUGUGAGCUUAAAAUUGGUUCUGAGGAGUUUGAGGAACUGCUUUUACUAAUGGACAGAAAUCGUGAUCCUUUUAUUCAUGAAAUAUCUAAAAUUGCAAUGGGCAUGAGAAGUGCUUCUCAGUUUACCCGAGAUUUCAUUAGAAACUCGGGUGUUAUCUCACUUAUUGAAGCCUUGCUUAACUAUCCGUCCUCCCGAGUUAGGACACGGUUUUUGGAAAAUAUGGUUCGCAUGGCUCCACCCUAUCCAGAUCUAAACAUGAUUGAGACAUAUGUGUGUCAGGUUUGUGAGGAUACCUUUGAUUCUAACUUGGAUUCCUCUGAGCAGUUGUCUGGAUUGACAAUGAUUACACACCUCAGUACUACUUCUGACUAUCACAAAGUGGUUGUCAACUAUUUGGCUGGGUUUUUCUACUUACUGAAUGCAGGCAAUACCAAAACAAGGUUUCAUGUUCUGAAACUGCUACUGAAUUUGUCUGAAAAUCUUGUCAUGACAAAGCGCCUGCUUGUUUCUGACUCAGUGUCAGAAUUUAUGGCCCUCUUUAAUAGGGAGGAGUCAAAUGACAACAUUCGACUUAUUUUUGGAAUAUUUGACAAUAUCAGUAACAAUAUUCAAAAAGAAGCACUGUUUGAGGAUGAGGAUGAGGAUGUGGUGGUGGUAAAUUUUGAACCACUUAUUUCUGCAUUCCGUGAGGCUGAAAAAUUUGCUAAGGAGCUGAAGCGCAAAAUUGACAAUCCAAAAUCGCCCUGAAGCAGAACAGAAAUACUAAAUAUGAUUAACCAUUUGCCUCUGAUUGUCCUUGUGCUCCUGAGUCAUAUGACUCUCAAAUGAUGCUUUGGUUUCACAGUUGAUGGAUGCCGUGUUUCAGUGUACCCCCUUUAAUGCUGGUGGUAAUUUUACCCAACUCUGUGUAAUCUGUAUCAUUGUUCUUAUGCCAAAUGAAUAUACAAAUGAAAAUACAUUUGUUGAUGACACUUGUUUUGUUGAUUGUGAUGUUGAGUAUGUGAGUUUAAAGUGAACUGAGCCGUUGUAAAUAAGAUACCCUUCUUGUUGUUGUUCUCAUGUAUAUUUGAGUCUUGUGCUUCAAUAAAGUUCUGUGUUAAAGUU
Messenger RNA from Acomys russatus (golden spiny mouse), 5319 nucleotides. RefSeq names its product G protein-coupled receptor associated sorting protein 1 (gene Gprasp1). The record is from RefSeq and is a predicted model, not a curated record. The coding region runs from base 913 to 4962 and encodes 1349 amino acids. Lineage: Eukaryota; Metazoa; Chordata; Mammalia; Rodentia; Muridae. The transcript has 8 exons.